This is a messenger RNA of Calidris pugnax (ruff), 7833 nucleotides long. It is a transcript of the gene GNA12, whose product is annotated as guanine nucleotide binding protein (G protein) alpha 12. Gene Ontology annotation, cellular component: heterotrimeric G-protein complex; brush border membrane. The record is from RefSeq and is a predicted model, not a curated record. NCBI's taxonomy places the organism in Eukaryota, Metazoa, Chordata, Aves, Charadriiformes, Scolopacidae. The annotation marks the transcript as partial. Gene Ontology annotation, biological process: Rho protein signal transduction; adenylate cyclase-modulating G protein-coupled receptor signaling pathway. The transcript is spliced from 4 exons. Gene Ontology annotation, molecular function: D5 dopamine receptor binding; G-protein beta/gamma-subunit complex binding; GTPase activity.
GGCAAGGAGCGGAGCCGCGAUGCGGAGCGGGAGGCGCGGCGGCGGAGCCGGGAGAUCGACGCGAUGCUGGCCCGGGAGAGACGGGCCGUGAGGCGGCUGGUCAAGAUCCUGCUGCUGGGCGCCGGGGAGAGCGGCAAAUCCACCUUCCUCAAGCAGAUGAGGAUUAUCCACGGCCGGGAGUUCGACCAGAAGGCGCUGCUGGAGUUCCGGGCCACCAUCUACGAGAAUAUCCUCAAGGGCUGCAGGGUUCUGGUUGAUGCACGGGACAAACUGGGAAUCCCUUGGCAGUACACGGAGAAUGAGAAGCAUGGGAUGUUUCUGAUGGCUUUUGAAAACAAAGCUGGGAUGCCCAUCGAGCCUGCCACCUUCCAGCUGUACGUACCCGCGCUGGGCGCGCUCUGGAGGGAUUCAGGAAUCAAGGAAGCCUUCAGCCGUCGGAGCGAGUACCAGCUGGGUGAAUCGGUGAAAUAUUUCCUGGAUAAUCUGGAUCGGAUCGGUCAGCUGAAUUAUUUCCCCAGCAAACAAGAUAUUUUGCUGGCUAGAAAAGCCACCAAGGGGAUAGUAGAGCAUGAUUUCAUCAUUAAAAAAAUACCCUUCAAGAUGGUGGAUGUAGGUGGACAGAGAUCUCAGCGUCAAAAGUGGUUCCAGUGCUUUGAUGGAAUAACUUCAAUUUUGUUCAUGGUCUCCUCCAGCGAAUACGAUCAGGUUCUCAUGGAAGACAGGCGCACAAACAGACUUGUGGAGUCCAUGAAUAUCUUUGAGACAAUAGUCAAUAACAAGCUUUUCUUUAACGUUUCUAUUAUCCUAUUCCUCAACAAGAUGGAUCUUCUUGUAGAGAAGGUAAAGACUGUCAGCAUUAAGAAGUAUUUCUCGGACUUCAAAGGCGACCCUCACAGGCUAGAAGAUGUUCAACGUUACCUGGUGCAGUGCUUUGACAGAAAGAGGAGGAACCGGAGUAAGCCACUCUUCCAUCACUUCACCACUGCCAUAGACACUGAAAACAUCCGCUUCGUGUUUCACGCUGUGAAGGACACCAUCCUUCAAGAGAACCUGAAGGAUAUUAUGUUGCAGUGAAGGAGAGCAACCCGCCUUCUGUUAAAAUUUGCUGGAGGGUUAGAUCAAAGUUGGUUUUUUUUUUUUUAAUCCUUUCUUUAUGGCCCUUGCAUGUGGUGUAGGACCCAUGCUAAUUACAUGGCUCAGGAAUGCUGUAAACUAGCCAGUCCAAACAGAGGAGCUAUAGGCCGAAGGAGUCAAGAGUUGAUGUUAGCUACUGAAUCAUUUGGACUAGAAACACUACUGAAACAUGGCCGUUGUAGGUUCUGUACCUAGUUUGGAAUGCUGAAUAACACAAUCACCUUCUGCCGCCUUAGAAAAAAAGAAAUCUCUGACAAACCAUGUAUGGAAGACGCGUUGUUUUAAAUGAAUAUGCUUAUUUUUCAAAGGCACUAGUCAUACAAACUGCCUUUUUUUUUUUUUUUUUGUAGCUAGGAGGUGCUGAAUCGAUCAAACUAAACGUAAUGAGAUUGGCAGCUGUAUUGGAGAACGUUAAUGGAAGUUGUGUUCUUAAGCCUUAGGAGUAUAACCAGAUCUGGUGUGCGUGUUCAGCUUUGCCAAGGGUCUGGAAUCCACUUAUCACAGGUCUUGUCUGAAGGUUUUGCAUGAGUCUCCUGAGGCAAAAGUCAAAAACUGUAAAAAGAAACCCAUGUUGGAGUAAAUUGGAUGGGAAGUUAAGGCCUUGCUGAUGUGGAGAAGGGUUUAUUUUGCACUAGAUGUGAAGGGUAUUACAUCAUGGGGGAAAACUGAUUUCCUUGGUGAAGCAGCCUGUGCUAGAGCACCCAACAGUGUGUCUGCACCGGGGGGGGCUCGAGAAAGAUGUACUUUGUGGAAAUCCAGUGCUGUUCUCUCACCCGCAGCUGGCAAUAUUUGUGGAGGUUCAGUAUCUCACGUGAGAGGGCUUUUAUCUAUAUUCAAAAGUUUGAAAGCUGAUUAAAUUCUUAAGCAAAGGUUUUGGUAGUACAGCAGCUGCUUGAUUAGUUCCCAAGAGCUGACCUUAUAGGAAGAGUGAACACCCUAGAGAUCCCAGUUUUACAGCUGCACUGAUUUAUUUAGACAGCAAGACCUUGCUGUAAAAUUAGCCUUUAAUUUGUGUCUUAAUGGGAUCUUUAGCCUAGACUAAUGCACGUGUAAUUCUGAGUGCAGUCAAGUUUGGAGUUGCCCAUUUGGGGCGAUUGGUUUUUGUGUAAAAUAGCAAGAGGCUGUGAACAAUGUUGAUAUGAACUGUUAAUUACCUAGUGCUCUGUCUGCUUAACGAACCAUCAGGUGCCUUUUUUGUGUACAGACAUAUCGGAUCUUUUCUAUUACACUGGGGUACGUGGACAAACCGAAGAUCUGCCUUUUGUAUCAACAUUGUAGUGUUAUCCUUUAGGUAAUUCUCAAACGUAGUUUACUGUGCAAUUUUUUGCCAUAGUUUUUAUCCAAGAAUAAAACCUGAAGGGCUGUUUGUACCCGUAAAAAGUCAGCAGAUUCCCUGGAGUUCUUAUCCCCUUUGAGCCCGUAAUGGUAUGUCAAAACAAGCAACGUUUUACUUCAGCUGGUAAGCCCAUGGGAAAUGUGGUCAAAAAAAGGCCUGUUCCGUUGUCCUUUCAUGUUAAUUUGGAUAAAAUCUGGAAUCUUUCUUCCCCUCUGAAGCUUGCAGAUGUUCCUAUCAGUAUUUUUGUGUUGUUUCCUAAUGUAGCAGUCCCUUGGCUUUCUUUGUGCAGGCUUCAGGGUGGAAAAGAUGCAGCCAUUUCAGCGCUCUGUGUCAAGGGAAGGAGCAACUGAGGAGUUAGUUGCAGAUGGGAAAACCAAACUUAAAUUUGAGAACUUAAACAGGAAUUAGCUUCCUUGUAACGAGUCUUAUUUUGCGUCAGGACCAACUCUGUCUUUUAAAUAUUUAUUCAUUUUUAACCUUGAGGGGGGUGAAAAAUGUUACGUGACUAUAAUAUUCAGAUGGGGGGGAAACUCUUAAGAUUAUUACAUUUGAAAAGGUAAAUGUUUGAAGAGAGAGUGAUGCAAACAAGUUUACUCAUCACACAAGGUUCGUAUCUCAAAGGCAGCCCAUUUGUUUGCCUGAACACUAAAACUUUUUCUCAAAGCUUUUCAGAGAUUCUGGGAGCUCUUGGUUGUGAUUUCCACUUCCCAGGCACUGGGAAAGGGGAGGCAGUUGUGGGCUGACCUGACUUCUUGGUUGACUUUUUAUUUUCUAGUGUGCUGUGAGCUUUAUUCUUUCACUACAUUUUCUAGAUGGGUUAAUAUUAUGCUUGUUUUCUCAAGUGAGUUAAACAUUCCCUUUCAACUGUAUUUUUUCUCAAGAAUUACCUCAGUAAUUUUAUGCCUGAAUCUACUGUAGUUUUUACCUGAGAGACAAAGCAUGGAAUUUCCUGUUCUGUUUUUCUCUUCAUGCUCAUCCAUGGGUUUGUAUCCUUAGUCACCUUACGGAUUUAAAACUCUGAACAGAGCUCAUAACACGACAUAUAUUUUAAGUAACUUAAUCUGCACACGGAAAAGAAUCAGCAGGAGGUAUCUCAUUGAGCUCUCAAGCUUGCUAGUGGUUUUUUUUUUGUAUGAUAGGGCAGUUUUGCACACUAAAUCAGAGUUCUAGGGAACCGGUUGGAUCACCUCAGGCCCAUUAUUGCCUUUUUUCUGUCCAUAAAGUGGGCCUGAGUGUGAUGCUGUAGCCUGCGGAUGGAAGUCAGUGGGUUGGCUCUGUUCUGUUGAACUUCCAUGGUGACGGUUCACACCAGGAACCCAAGAUCAGGAAACUCUACUUGCAAAAGUCAAGCACUUCUUAAGUUUGCAAAGGAUCUGGCCCACGAGGGAAAAGGACUGGUUUGUUUGUUUGUUUUUUAAAAGUGGCAGAUAAACUUCUUCCUCUGCAAAAUACACUCUGCUUCUUGCUACAACUGAGGUUUGGGUUUGGUUUUUUUUUUUUUUCCCAAGGUAGGUUGUAGUAAAAUAAAGCCAGAAAAUCACGUUAUGGUAAAUCAGUUAAUUAGUAAAGAAGAGCUUAGGUAGCUUAGGUCGUACAAACAUCUCGGGAUAGGCUGGGCCGUUGCUUAGUCCUUUCACAAGAAACAAAUAAAAAACUUUAUUUUAAGUGACAUCCUGGAGAACUUUGCAGGUAAACACAGCUGGAGAGAACAUCUUUUUUUGUUAACUUUAUAGGGUUAUUGUUCAUUUGGCUAGUCAGGAAAUGGGUCACAGGCAGGAUGAUAAUCAGAUGGAGACCUUGAACAACUUUUUUUUUUUUAUUUAAAGAAAAAAAGCAGCCUUUUGCUGUCCCUCCUCUGACACCCGCAGGUCAGUGACCAGAGAGGGGCUGUUGCAGAUGGGAUGUCUCUCACAAGGACAAAGAGAGGAAGUGCUUGCAGCAUGUGCUUGCAGGAGAGACUGACGUCAUCUUGCAGUUUAAGUUGAAAAACUAACUAAAUGGGAGUCAUUUAUCAAACACUGCUUUGUGUUUGUUGUCCUCCAAAGACGCUUUAAGCUGUUAGAGUGUGUCAGUCAGUGCCUUUCCUUCUGAUUGCGGUGCUGUCAUUCUCCAAACACUGCUUAGGUGGCAUUACGAGGUGACACAGUGAAUUGGAAUUAAAAAGGAAGAACAGUUUUCUGUAAGUGGCAUAUUUAAUAGGCAGUUGUCACUUUGAAGCGAUUAAAUAGUUGUUAAUGUUAAAAAUGAAUUAAUAUCCAUUCUGGAAGGGAAAUUACCGGCUGCUCAACUAUACACUACAAUUCAAAGAUGCUUCCAGUUUGACACAAAGAAUUGAUCUUAUUUUUUAAUAUGAAAUAAUAGAUUCUUUGGCUUAUUAACUUGAUAAUAUGUUCAGUUUAUUAAAAUACUGCUGUGUAAAACCUAGAACUAGGCACGUUACAAGCAUGAAGAAGCUCUUGAAGAUGACCGUUUGUAGGCUUUCUGAGCCAGCUAAAGCCUGAACCUCGGCCAAGCAGAUGGUGGAGAAACUACUGGCAAAAAACCUGUAGUGAAAUGGAGCAGGAAGAGCUCCUCUGUGUGUGGCACUGCAGAGAAAAAUGUAAUUCCACCAGGAUGGCUAAAGUAGGUUUUGGUAUGAAAAGGGGUGCAUUUGAGAAGUGUGUCCUAUCCUGCCUGUGUGUCGUCUCCCCCAUGGUAUUCACCAGUCCUGGUUACUGUGAUCUGCAAAGAAUUGUAGCAUUAGAUAAAUUAAAACAAUAGACAUGGAGCCACUGGAGAAACGUAGCAGCUUUCUUUAGUGACAGACAACUACCUUCCAGAAAUUAUCAUUUUAGAAAACAAGCCCUUUGCUGCCUUUAGCUGUGGAUAGUAACUUCAUGUUUUGGAGUCUUUUCUAUGUGCCUCUUUAGUUAUUCUGGAAGAAAAAAAAAAGCAUUCUGCUGUGUGGAAUGACAGGAUUUUUGGUAGAAGGCCCUUCUGAUUUUCAGGCAGUGAGUUUUGACACCUGAUGUAGCUUUGUGUGUGUCAUCACGUUUUCAGGAGUACUUGUUGGGUUGGUAGUUGGAUGCAUGUCCAACUUGAGACUCAAACACAAGAUGCAAGAACACCUUUGUACAACGGCAGCUUCUCCUGUAAAGCCAAACCCUCCUCUCUCACCAUGAGAACAGUAUUGAUUCCUGUCAGUUUAGCAGCACCCUCUUUUCUGUAUCCUUUUUCUAGUAUGAAAUCACAUGGUGUAGUCAGGGGUUUUUCUUCAUGUAGCACUGCCAACUCUUUACCUCAGUACACUCUUUAUUAAUUCUGUUACAUGGGAAGUUUCAGUAGCAACCGUAACACAUCUGUGCCUGCUCUUUCUGUGGGGUUUUAACAGAUUUUUAGGGAGCAUCCCUUGUGGGAGGGGAGGACUGGUGUGGUCUGGGCCAGGCUCGGGCUGAGUUAAUACUGACUCCACGCGCUUCUAGCUGAGGGCUGUCUAACCUAGUGAGGAAGUACUUGGCAAGACAAGAAAAGACCUAGUGCUUUUUAAGAUUGCCUGUUUUGUAAUUAGCUGGGGUGAUCUCUGCUUUGUGCUGUGAGGUGGGCACUUCUUUGUUUUAACACUAAUCUUUUUUUACAUAGAUGGAAAUGAGUAAAGCCAGGCUCUUUGGAGCUGAAGCUGCCGCUCUGCUGACCCGGCGAUGCUCUCUCUUGGCGGUUGGGCAGUUCAGCUUGAUCCUUAAUGUUUUUAUCUUUCUAAUGGCAUUUGGAAAGCGGUGUUGAAGUUUGUCUAUGUGUCGAUAUGCUUGUUUUUCUUAUUGGGUGGGGAGUGUGGAGGUACUAGAGUGUCAGUGCUGGUGGUUCUGUGCCUGGCUUGAUGAACUGUAUCACAACCUGGCUCUUGGCGUGUGCCCCAAGGCCGUAUCUUCUGUCCAAUGUGAAAAUAUUCACAGUUGGAAAGGGGAAAAAAGAGCAGCACUGACUUCCAAAGUGGGUGUUCUGGUAAAAAAAAAAAAAGCCAAAGUAUGUUGGAAGGGAGCAAGAGAGGGGAGCUAUUUUCUAAACUGAUCCCAAAAGCUGCUGGUGCUUGAAGACUGGCUGCAUUGAAGCAAAAUGCCAUUUGCAUUGACCCCAGAAGCUUUGAGUGACUCCAGAGAGCCACUUUGGUGGCACUUUGGUUUUGGGUGACCAGCAGUGGGCUGGCCAGGCUGGCCCUGCUGCAGCUGCACACCCUCCCACUGUAAAUCCCUCUUCAUCUCUUCAUAACCGAGGGCUAAAACUCAAUUCUGACUAAAACAGGUUAUGCAGAUCUCUGGCCAGACAAUGCAUCUUACUCCUUUCUAACUCCCACAUACUCUUUCUUCAAGAUACCAGGGCACGAGAAGAAUUUCAGGGAUGAGACUAUUCCCAUUAUUUGAAUAAAAAAUACAACUGAUGGAGAACAAAAUUUUUGGACCCAAAAAAGAGCAUCUUAUGUGGGAAGUAAUAGAUAAUUUUUUUAAUAGGGCUGCUUGUCUGCUAAUACUUCCUGACAAUCUCUCGUGCUGGGCUUGUGUGCAGGGGGUUGGGCACAAAAGCUGGGAGAAGGUGGCAGGGAGAAGGGGGAUGUGGAAGAGAAAUGAUCCUUUUGGUAGUUCCCAAGACUUGGGAAGCGUGCUGGGGGGGCCUGGGUUUGAAAAUGUGUGUCCAAACUCCCAUUUGCAUCAAAGCCAUUAACUGUCUUUAGGAUAAUGAGCGGUUUUCCAGUGAACAGGGUUCGUUAGCUGGAAGGUGUGAGGAGCUUCAAUUGAUGAUAAAUGUUAAAGGGUAUUUCUGGAGACUCCACUUAACGAAAUGGCUAGUAUUUAUUGCUCUUGUGACGAGUUGUCUUGUUUAUGGAAUCAAUAUGUAUGAAAGCAAACUGACAAAACACAAAGUUAUCUUGUGACACAAUCAUGUAGCUAGGAAGCCAAUUAAUGUUAUCUUUUAUUCUGCAAUUUACUUGCUCUCUGGUGCCUAUGCAUUGUAACACACAUACUAUGCAAUAUCAGUCUGUUUUUCUAAACCAAUUCACUGCAUUGGGCGAGAAAGGCCUGAGUUUAGCCUUAAUUUUCUAACAAUUCACAGGAAAGUACUUUAAAAACAGUGACAAACUAAAAGAAGGUGAAAAAUGCAUAAAGUAAAAGCACAGUUCCAGACUGCUCACAUAAGUGUCUUUCUAGCACCAAAACAGCAUCCACAAUAGAAGCAGCUACUUGCUGUAAUAGUUUCAAUUUAUGAAAACUGUGUACUAGAUAAAAUUAUAUUGUGAUGUGUAAAAAGUGUAUUUUAUAGCUUUGGUGACUUAGUUUACUGUUUUGUAUAUAUGAAUUUUAUAAAUCUAUUAAAACUUGACUUGUUAUACUGUU